Molecule: messenger RNA, 1125 nt
Organism: Aspergillus bombycis
Lineage: Eukaryota; Fungi; Ascomycota; Eurotiomycetes; Eurotiales; Aspergillaceae
Product: nucleolar and coiled-body phosphoprotein 1 family protein
Exons: 2
Coding region: 1-1125 (374 amino acids)
Cellular component (GO): nucleoplasm; nucleolus
Source: RefSeq, a predicted model, not a curated record
AUGGCUGGAAAGAAAUCUUCUCCUGCCAAGUUGGCUCAGGAUAAGAAGGCCAAGAGCGCACCAUCUGUUCCUCCCCAGCUGAUCGCCUCUAUUGAAGCUUUUCUUACCGGGUCUGGCUUCACCAGUACCAGUAAAGCCUUUUCGAAAGAACAAGCCAGCAAAUCCGUUAGCAAGUCGCCGUCCGACACCAAGAAUGCGCCAUCUUUGCUCGAAAUUUUCCAGAACUGGGAAGAUAACGGAAAGGCUACCAAGGAAUCUUCCGAUUCUAGCUCAUCAGAGGCCUCCAGCAGUUCCAGCAGCAGCGAAGAAAGUUCAAGCAGUUCAGAUGAGUCGAGCGACUCUGACGUUGAGAUGAACGAUGCGCCGAAAGCACAGUCGAAGAAGCAAUCUAGGAGCUCCUCUUCCUCUUCCUCUUCCUCCUCUUCCUCUUCGUCUUCGUCUUCCUCUUCUGCCUCCGAUAGCGAUGCUGAUGAUGAGAGUGAGGAGGAGGCGGCAGCCCCUGCUCCUGCCAAGCCUCAGGGUACUAAGCGGAAGGCCGAGUCUGAUUCCUCGUCUUCCGAGUCUGAGUCCGAGUCAGACAAAGCCCCUCAGAAUAAGAAGACAAAGGUCGCCGCAAAGGAAGAGAGUUCGUCCUCGGACUCUUCAUCAUCGUCCUCAGCCAGCGACAGCAGCGACUCGUCAUCUGAUUCUGACUCUGACUCUGAUUCUUCCUCUUCCUCGGACUCGGACAAGGAAGACGGAAAGGGCAACAAGACUACUUCAUCCUCUCAGAGUUCCUCCGGCAGUGAAACAGUUCAAAACUCCGACUCGGGUGCUCAGAAAUCUACUAACAUUUCGACACCCGUGACCGGUUCGUCUAGUGCUAGCCCAGCCCCCGGAAAUGGCUCGGUCAAGAAGCACACUGGCGCCCGCCCUACUCCUCUGGCUCUUCUCAGUGAACAGCCUACUGACCACCUGCUUUCCAACGACUACGUCCCCUAUGCGUAUGCUGACAGAGCCUUCAAGGAUCUCUCGGUCACUCGUGGCAAGGGCUUCACGAAAGAGAAGAACAAGAAGAAGCGUGGUUCUUACCGUGGUGGUCCCAUCGAUAUCUCCGGAGGCAAGUCGUUUAGGUUCGAGGAUUAA